UUCUCUCACAAAAACCCUAAUUUUGUUCUUCAAAUUUCACUCUGUAGUGCUCUGUACUUACAAAAAAAAAAAAGAAAAAAAAAGAUCACAAUUCACCGCUCGUCGACGCAUUUGGAGAAGCAGAGCCACCAUGGUUGCCGCCAAGAAAACUAAGAAGACCCAUGAGAGCAUUAACAAUAGGCUUGCUCUAGUUAUGAAGAGCGGCAAGUAUACUUUGGGUUAUAAGACUGUUCUUAAGACUCUUAGAAACUCCAAAGGAAAGCUUAUUAUCAUUGCCAACAACUGCCCUCCUCUCAGGAAGUCUGAGAUUGAGUAUUAUGCUAUGUUGGCAAAGGUUGGAGUCCACCACUACAACGGAAACAAUGUAGACUUGGGGACGGCUUGUGGUAAAUACUACAGGGUCUGUUGCCUCAGCAUCAUCGAUCCAGGUGAUUCUGAUAUCAUUAAGAGCAUGCCUGGUGACCAGUGAGGCUUGCAAUUCUGAAUCUUGGAAAAUUGUUCAUUUUGUUUUUCCUUUUCCUAUGAGAAGAAUAGCUAGUGUAGAUGAUAAUUCUACUUUAUUUGUGAUGACUGUCAAGAUAAUUUUGAUGGUAUUGGAAUUAUUUUUUCUGUCUUUGAGCUAGUAAUUUUACUUUUUAUGAACAACCUCUAAAUUUGGCUGGUCAAAUCUUUGUUGGAGUUAAGUUUGCAAAAUUGCUUUUGUUAA
Molecule: messenger RNA, 706 nt
Organism: Solanum pennellii
Lineage: Eukaryota; Viridiplantae; Streptophyta; Magnoliopsida; Solanales; Solanaceae
Product: 60S ribosomal protein L30
Exons: 5
Coding region: 131-469 (112 amino acids)
Cellular component (GO): cytosolic large ribosomal subunit
Molecular function (GO): structural constituent of ribosome; RNA binding
Source: RefSeq, a predicted model, not a curated record